Molecule: messenger RNA, 1137 nt
Organism: Trichoderma atroviride IMI 206040
Lineage: Eukaryota; Fungi; Ascomycota; Sordariomycetes; Hypocreales; Hypocreaceae
Biological process (GO): arachidonate metabolic process
Cellular component (GO): membrane
Source: RefSeq, a predicted model, not a curated record
AUGGUCUAUCUCCCCGCCACAAGACACCUCAACGGCGUCCGCCUCCUCGCUCUGGAUGGCGGCGGCGUCCGAGGCGUGGCAUCCCUCAUCAUCCUCAAGGAAAUCAUGAAGAGAGUCCAAGCGCGAAAGGGCCUCAAGGAGGAAUGCCGUCCUGCAGACUACUUUGAGCUCGGCGCGGGCACCAGCACUGGCGGUAUCAUCGGCAUCAUGCUCUUCCGGCUUCGCAUGACGGCCUCGGAAGCCAUUGCAGAGUACGACGACAUUUCCAAGGAGGUGUUUAGCCCCAAGAUGUACGGCUGGAACAUUACGCGCGUGAUGCCCAACAGGUUUGCUUCUUGGAUCAACAACAGCAAGACGCUGGUGCAGAGCAGCCGGUUCGAUGAUGCAUCGUUGAAGAAGGCCAUUAACAAGGUUGUGGCCAAAUAUGGCCUGGACGAGGAGGACAGGCGGUUAGAAGGCGAUGCACCUUUACUACACCCCAAAUCAGGCAGAAUGAUUGUCUGCACAACGGCCCAAAACAGGGCUGAAACAGUCCUGCUGAGAUCCUACAAAGACAACACAAUCCAUGUCAAGUCCAAAGUCAACGAUGCCAUGAAGGAGCACUCUGAGAAAAUCACAAUCAGCCUGGCCACACGAGCCACUUCCGCCGCACCCACUUACUUCCCCGAAGUGAAGUGGCCAGAGCACGACCCCAAGUUGACAUUCUGGGACGGCGGUCUCCUCAACAACAACCCCAUCGACCAGCUGUGGUACUCGAGAUAUGAACUCGUCCAGCCAAGCGAGCCAUCCCCUCCAGUCUCGUGCGUCAUCAGUCUGGGCACCGGCUACGUCAGGCCCGACUCGCCCUCAGAGUCAUGGUUCCAGCUUGCGGGCGUGGCAUCUUCCGUCAUGGGCUUUGCGACAAACACAAAUGCAAAGGGCAAGGACUUUUCACGGCACAUGACGGCGUUGAACAAUCGUCCCGAGCAUGCAAAGACGAGAUAUGUCAGAUUAAACCCGUCGCUGGGUGCUAGCGAUAUUGGACUGGCGGAUUACACAAAGAUGGAGGAGCUGAAGACGUUGGCGACCAAGUAUAUUGAGGACAAGGACAACCAGCUGUGGAUUGACAAGGCUGUCCUCGCAGUGUGCGAUGAGUAA